Alternaria triticimaculans is the source of this 1368-nucleotide messenger RNA. RefSeq lists its product as uncharacterized. The record is from RefSeq and is a predicted model, not a curated record. The transcript is spliced from 2 exons. NCBI's taxonomy places the organism in Eukaryota, Fungi, Ascomycota, Dothideomycetes, Pleosporales, Pleosporaceae. Gene Ontology annotation, molecular function: protein binding. The coding region runs from base 1 to 1368 and encodes 455 amino acids.
AUGCCGCUGUUAGACCUACCCAUGGAGGUCUUCGAGGAAGUCAUAGCGGCGCUUGCAAAGAAGGUUGGCCAGCGGAAUGUAGUGCGCUAUCGAUUCAUCUGCAAAACGUUCGCAAGCACAAUCAAGGAUCACAUCAUCACAGUCAUUGCCUCCGAGAACCUCGCCCAGUCCCUGGAUCUUCCCUCCUCCGCUCGUCUUUUCGACACAUAUGGGAGUGAGAUCCUCUGCAAGGCUACCCUGCGACGCCAGACAACAGGGAAUCAGGUCACAGACUUCGUACGGAAGAUAGUCAAAGUGUCCCAACCAGAUCCUUCACUUUACCCUGAGCAGGUUGAUAUUGUGUGCACUAGCAUGAUGGCCCUGGAGCCAAAAUACCUGCGCGGUUACAUUAAGGGUACUGAGACUAUCAACAAAGAAGGACGCCCGUGUACACGUGCAGACAUGUGGCCCGCCAUCGCUGCCGCAUCGGGUGAUAUCGCGCUCUUCAAGAUGCCCAAACUCACACCGUUCCUGCUUCUUAAGCAAAGCCACGAUCUUUUGCCAAGUGCGCUCAAAGCAGCCAUCGCAGCGAACCAGCAUGCUAUGCUUGCAAAAAUUCUCAAGUAUCUCGUGGACAACGUCAAGGGGAAGAGCGAAUCCGCCUCAUGGAAGGACAAGCGUAAUGCUACCGAGAAGAUCAGCAAAGCGUUAUGUACAGCGAUACGUCUGCAUAAGAACGUCGCAGGGAACAUGUUGCUCGACUUCCGUGACGAGAACAACUUCUUCAACACAUACGCGCCCAUCGAACUGGGCGAUUGGCUUGUCACUGAUGCCUUCAAGUACGACAACGCCACUUUAUUGUACCGCGUCUUGGAGGUAAACAAACCUGGGAUUGUGGCGCGCGUCAAGAAAGGAACCCAAAAGCAUUACAACCUCGGCUUUCAAUCUAUCGAAACCCUAUACCGGAGAGGUGGGAUCAAGACCUGGAGUAUGCUACUUGAAGACGGCAUCGCGGAACCAAACAAAGUCUUCUUGGACAAGACCCCACUUCAGCAUGCCCUCAAGAGACGGCGAUACGACCUUGCACACAUUCUCAUCGAAAAAGGUGCAUCUAUUGACAGUAUCACAAAGGAAGGCAACAACAUUCUGUGGCAGGCCGUAAAUGAUGGUUACGCAAAAGAUGUUAAAUUCCUGCUCAGUCAUGGCGCGGACCUCAGAGUUGUUGGGAGGAACGGACACUCGGCAAUUUCGAUUGCGACAUUGCACGGAUAUGGCAAAUGUCGUUUCUUGCUUGAGAAGGUAAGAGAUCACGGAAAAGAGUAUCUCGAGCGCACCGAUCUAUGGGCGGUUUACGAAACUGAGGUGUUUGAUGACCGCUGGGGGUUUUAG